This is a messenger RNA of Dacryopinax primogenitus, 936 nucleotides long. Its product is annotated as Aldo/keto reductase. Gene Ontology annotation, molecular function: oxidoreductase activity, acting on NAD(P)H as acceptor; aldose reductase (NADPH) activity. The coding region runs from base 1 to 855 and encodes 284 amino acids. Gene Ontology annotation, cellular component: cytosol. Lineage: Eukaryota; Fungi; Basidiomycota; Dacrymycetes; Dacrymycetales; Dacrymycetaceae. The record is from RefSeq and is a predicted model, not a curated record. The transcript is spliced from 3 exons.
AUGUCAAUCCCCAUCUUCAAGCUGCUCGACGGGCACACAAUCCCCCAACUAGCGUUCGGAACGGGGACGGCACUCUAUCAGCAGAACGUCACCCAGCCCGUGCUGGCGGCCAUCAAAGCUGCUUACACACAUAUCGACGGUGCGCAGGUGUACGGAAACGAAGACAGCGUCGGCGAUGCGAUUGUUCAGAGCGGCGUCCCUCGCGAACAACUCUUCGUCACGACCAAGGUCGUCAAGCUUGGCGAAGGAGAGACCAUACCCGAGAGUCUUAAAGGUAGCUUGAAAAAGCUCAAGACGGACUAUGUCGACCUUUUCCUCAUCCAUUCACCCACCGGGUUUGAAGCGCCUGGUCGUCUGGAAGAAGUGUGGAAGGGGAUGGAGGAGGUCAAGGACGCCGGUUUGGCGAAGAGCAUUGGUGUCUCCAACUUCCGCAUCAAGGACUUUGAGCGCGUGCUCAAGAUUGCGAAGUACAAGCCGGUGGUGAACCAGAUAGAGCUGCACCCUUAUGUCUACAAGCAGCUUUUGCCGCUCCUGAAGUUCCAAUCCGAACACGGCAUCCUUACCGAGUCCUUCGGCGGCUUGACGCCCGUCACCAAGAAGACUGACGGUCCAGUCACGCCUGUUCUAAGUGAACUGGCCAACAAGCUUGGUGGCACCGAGACGCAGGUUCUGAUGAAGUGGCUGGAGCAGAAGGGGAUUAUCGCUGUUACAACAACAAGGACUGCCGCGCGUCUGCAGGAGUAUCUCGAUGUAUACAAGUUGCCCAAUCUCUCUGAAGCUGAUAUCAAGGCCAUCGACGAUGCUGGUGCCAAGCUGCAUUCCAGGCACUUUGCACGCCACAUGGACGAACUCUAGGGGUACAAGAAUUCAGUGUACAAGGUAAAGAAGACGCUGUAUGUGUAUUGAGAUACCGGAUGAAAGGUUGUACCCGUGCCG